AUGCCGCCACUACUGUCCAACCGGCCCAAUUCCCUGGCGGAGGCCCAAGAGAUAGUUGCAAGAAUAUCCGAUGAUCAUGGAUAUAUCAGCGAGGAUAUUCUCAGCUCUAUGACAGCGGUUCAGAGGAGGGCAGUUGUCGGGGCUAUGCUAAAAAAGGAUGGCAUGAUCGGCUCAUCGGUGAUUACCCUCGCGAAAAAUCUAUACAGUAGCAGUGCACGUUUCGUUUUCGAAUUAUUACAGAAUGCGGACGACAAUGACUACACAAGAGCGAAGUCCAGCGGCAUUGAGCCUUACGUAUCCUUUGAGAUCGUCUCGGACAAGAUUGUCAUGGAAUGUAAUGAAGAUGGCUUCACCAAAGAGAAUCUUAUCGCUAUAUGCGAUGUUGGCAAAAGCUCAAAAAGUGGUGCUCAGGGGUACAUUGGCGAGAAAGGUAUUGGGUUUAAGUCUGUUUUCAUGGCUGCCUAUAAAGUCCACAUCCAGUCAGGAACUUUUUCAUUCUCAUUUACCCACCGCCAUGGAGACUCUGGCAUGGGUAUGAUAUCCCCAGUAUGGGAACAUCCCGACGCACAAUUAUCUCGAAACAUUACCAGAGUCACACUGCAUCUUCACGAUUCGGGAUCAGCAUCCGAUAUGGACGGUCGGCUCGAGCAGAUAGUGCAACAAUUUCGCGAGAUUCAAGGCACGCAUCUCUUGUUUCUCAGGAAGAUCCGACGCAUACAUAUCAAAUUUUCAAUUGGAGAUAAAGGCGAACAGAGCAAAACCACCUUCGAAGCAGCAAACUCUCAACUUGGUGGCCGUGUUACUUUACACAAGGUUGUGAAUGGUAACCUGUUGGAAAAGGCUCAAUAUCACGUUACGAGACACACAGCUCAGGGACUUCCAAAAAGCGAGAACAGAAAUACCAUGGGGUCCGAACACACUGCUUCAGCGUUGUAUACUGCCGAAGUAAUUCUCGCUUUCCCCCUGAACAAUGAAUCGCCGCCUGCGCCCUUCAUCAAAACCCAGCAGAUAUACGCGUUUCUUCCGAUCAGAGAUAUGGGCUUCAAGUUCCUCAUCCAUACCGAUUUCGUUACACAAGCAACCCGCCAGGAUAUUGUGACGACAUCGCCAAGAAACAAGGCCCUUGUUCCUCAUAUUGCUACCGCCUUUUCCAAAGCUAUGGAGCAACUUUGCCAGGAUGAGGCCCUCCAGUUUCAAUGGAUGAAAUAUCUGCCUCAGGAGGACGACUAUCCCUGGGAUGAAUACUGGAAAGAGCUCAUUGCUAGUAUGAAGAAAAGUAUUGCUUCAGUAAACUUGAUGUACCCGAGAAAUGGGGGUUCCUUGAAGACUACAGCUCAAGUUAGGUACCUCACGGACUUCGGGCGGGAUGAAAACGGCGCCCCGUUGUUCGCCGACAUUGCCCCCGAAAUCUAUCUUUCUGAAAAGUAUACGUGUAAUCCCUUGAUAUAUUUACGACACUGGGGCCUUAAGGUCCCAUAUAUGCAGGAAUUUCUCGAUCGCGUCGAAGCAGACCUUUCUCAAAAGACGUCACGACUCAAGUCGCCCCUAUCGUCGCAAAGAUGGCACUCCAAUGCUGCAAAAUUGAUAAGCUACCCUUUCGAAAGGGAGUGGACUUCAGAAAUCACAAAAGUGCGUCUAUUAAAGGUGAUACCCUUGGAAGAUGGGAGAUGGAUCUCGUCUCGCCCUAGCAGCCGCCCUAUUGUUUUCCCCAGAGCCAAUGGUGUUCGUAUUCCACGAGAUCUGGAACUAAACAUCAUUGCUGAGGCGGCCAUUGAAAACGUUGAACGAGUGAAGCUUUUUGAGCAGCUUGACGCGCAGACGCUUAAAACAAGUAGGGUACGGGAAAUGAUUCUUAGCAAAUAUCCAAGCGUCUUCAAUAAGGAACGCGCUUUUGGAUCAACAGGGAAGGUGGAUGAGAUUUCUCGGUCACAUCUUACAUUCCUAUACCAAACCCACGACUCAAGCCACCGAGACGAGUAUCGCUGGAUCCGAGUCUUGACAGAAACGCAACAACUACUUUCACCACAGUCUCAAGAUGUCUAUCUGUCGAGCAAUCAUAAAUAUGGUGUGAAGCAUCUUUUGGAAGAUAUACCCAAGUUUCCCGUGGCCUUUCUAUCGUCGGUUUACCUGGACAAGCCUCCAGAAUGUUUAGAUGGGAAAACGCCCAAAAUAGCGUGGAAACACUGGCUCGAAUCAUCUCUUGGGCUUCAAAGUCGGCCCAAGUUGAUAGCCAAUGGUGCCUUCACGGACUUCUUUCGGCAUUUGGUAAAUCACAGAAGUUGCGACCUCGUGGGUAUAUUGCAGCAUUACUGGUCAGACAUCAGUGAAACGGUACAAGGAAGUCAGAAAAUCAGGGAUGAGAUUGCCGACAUCGUAAUUGAGUCUGGUGAUCGAAGCCUUUCCCUGAAGCACUGGUUUCUCCCCACGAAAGAAUUGGAAACUCGAGCUUCGGAGUACUUGGAGGGGAAAUGCAACGCCAGGUUCCCUUUCUUAGACUUGAGUAGCACCAUGGAACCCACCGACCUAUCCAAAUGGGGCUUCCUCCAUGAUGCCUUUGGUGUUGGCAUGCACGAAAACACGAAGUUCUACAUAACGCUCCUGGAGAUCAUACGCGACCAACACCGCAGCCCCAACGUGGAGAUAUCUAUAAAAGUAUAUUCUCUUUAUGAGAGAAUUCUUUUGAAGACGAGGGAGUCAUCCGAUGCAGAGACCCGUCGACGAAAUCAGGAAGAAAUUCGAAUAGGUUUCGAGGAUCGUGAUCAGGUAUUAUUGCUACCCGGUCGAGACUCCUGUCAAUGGUGUUGGGCAUAUCCUAUUAAAUGUAGAUGGGAUGCGCCUUCUACAAUGACAUCGUGCUAUCCGGUGAAAUACCGGUUUGACCAUACUCUCAAGAGUAACGAGAUUGGUGGAAGGCUGUUGGAGCAAUUCCUCCGCGACAUCUUGUCAAUCAAGGACUGUACAUGGCAAGAUUUGGUUCGUGAGCUCGUCAUUCUGAGCUCAAAAAACAGUGCUGAAGCUCCGACGGAGAUCUACACGCACCUGUCGAAGUUAGCUCCAAAGCUAUCAGUGACGGAGCGGGAGCGAUUAAUGAAUAACUUCAAGGAAAAGUCUUUAAUUUUUGCCUCAAAAUCUUGGCACACCACGGACGACUGUCUUUGGUCGACUGCCACGAACAUAGAUGGGAAAACUUCACUGAACGAAAAUUAUCCUGACCUAGAAAAGUUCUUCACAAGCGUCCUUGGAGUCAAAACCUUAACGGCACAAAUGGUGUACGAGAAGCUGAUACUUAUGGGGGAGUCUGGUGGUUCGUCAAUUGGACAUGUCAAAGAUACCUGGAAGAUCUUCAAUUCGCUCCUAUCGCAAACUGGGAACAAGCCAGACCCCACCCCUAUACUAGAAGCUCGCUUGUUUCCCGUUGAACACCCCGAUGGACAGGUGGAUCUUUGCACAGUAUCUACCCCGUUUGCUCUCAAAGAUCAGAAAAUAUUCGUCCGAUACUUCUCAGGAAAAGCCAACUUUCUCAAUUUCGACUUUGAGGAAACGCUCGAGCUUCAGGAAACCUUUGAAUGGGCUGGGCUUAAUGUCCGCUCCUUGAAAAUAAGCGUCAAUGAGGUUUCAAGAAUGAUGACUGCCUCUCAGCUUCCUAUCUCCUCCUCGGAUCGUGAUUUGGCACCAAAGGCCCACGGUUUGUGUCGCAUCGCAAGACAUUGCAAAAGCCCCAGGGCAAAAUCGGAACCAGAAGCACUGUAUGCGUUGCUUCAGAAAGCACAAGUCUGGGAGACCGAUUGCAUUUCAUCUCGACUCCAGCUUCAGCAGGGAGAUCGGUUAAUCGAGGUAGAAAGCCAACGAAGCGACCUCCAUGUCGCGGAAGAAGAAGAUUCGAUUCAGGUGUAUGUCCCGCGCGAUAGCGGGCUUCAGCAAAAAUGCUAUGUCCAAAAUCUCCCAAAGCUUCUCCACAAGUGGAUGAUGAGCGAGCAGUACUCAAACGUGCCUACACGAGAUAGUGAGAGAUGCAUCAACUUACUCAAAAGCAUCCUCACCCUUCCUCAUGGGUUAAUUGGUGAGACGUUGGACGAGGAGGGUGUCACGGAGCUCAGUUUCCUGGACGAAUACCAAUCUGCAUCUGAAGGCGAUGCACAAAUCGACAGGGCUACUGUGCCUCGCACCCCUGGUCGCCAGACGGGAUCCCGAGCUUCAGAUCACGGGGGACGGGUACCUGCUCUACAUGGUGAUGCGGAUGCAUCCCUAUUUGAUUCGGAAGGUGAGACAUAUGUUGAGGAAGUGGAAACGCCAGCUACGUCCUUGUUCCCCACGCCAAGCUCAGGGAUUUGGAGGGCUCGCGACUCAGUCAGUCCCGUUCGAAUGCCACGACAACACUCAUCAAACGAUACGUCGUCAUACUUCAUCUCACGAAGGAACCUUGCUUCGAGCGCCCUCGAUACAUUCUCCGUAGGAGCCGACUACGUCACGUUGCUUUCCAAAGUUAUUCACAUAGCGCGAGGAUCUUCGCUCCCCCGCAAGGACAGUUUUGACAUCACGCGUCUUCGCCGGGCGAUAUCCGACCUUGACACCCCAGACGAGGCACCUGUGGGAACCAGUUUCUACGCCAGCAGUCCGUUAGAAAGGGACAGGAUGGUCGGUGCUGCCGGCGAGCUAUAUGUUUUCGAGCUCCUUAGUCGGAUGAAUCCCAGACUCCCCAGAUUCUCGAGAGAUAAUUGGCAAAGCACGAUCCGAAAGUAUGUAGGCAAGCACCCGGAAUACGCCGAUAUGAACCCUUGGAACGGCCGCGAAACAGCCGACAUUGUAUACAAAGACGCGUCGGGCGUCCUGACUAGCACUCUCAUCGAUCAUGGCUAUCUCGAUGAGGAUAGAUGGGCAGAGCGGCGGCCGGAAUAUCUCAUCGAAGUGAAGACCACAACAGGACCCUGUGAGACGCCAUUUUUCAUGAGCAAGGGCCAGUACAAAAGGAUGCGAGAAAAGUCGACGUUGACUUUGCCUGAGGCAUCCGCCGACAUCUAUGUAGUAUUCAGAGUAUCGAAGCUUGCCCAGGAAUCGAUGGACGUGGCAAUCUAUGUAGACCCCGAGUACAUGAGGCAGAACCAGAGCCUAGUAUUCACGCCCGAGACUUACUCCGUCACCCCCGGAUCGGGCUUGGGAUUUGUGGGUACAACCGGUUUGAGUGAUAACGGCAUCUAG
Molecule: messenger RNA, 5196 nt
Organism: Neoarthrinium moseri
Lineage: Eukaryota; Fungi; Ascomycota; Sordariomycetes; Amphisphaeriales; Apiosporaceae
Exons: 8
Coding region: 1-5196 (1731 amino acids)
Source: RefSeq, a predicted model, not a curated record